UCAUCGUCACGUAUCGAGGAUUCGCGAUUCUACACAGCAUGGUCCUUCCUUACACACUGCACAAUUGAUUCGAAUUAUAUCUUCCUGUUGAACUCCUACUUAUUGUUCUUGUAUAGCAUUAGACCAGGUCUUUGAAUUCACAUUCGACCGUGAUCGCGCAUCUGGAUUCCCCAUACUACUCAAUAGAGGCGCAUCAACCUACUCUACGCUUCACUCCCCUUUCCCACCAGGUCCAAUAUCCUCCGCGCAACGUGGACAGCACACAACAUACACGAUGUCUCACGCGCCUCCGACUCCAGGCGAAGAGCCGGAGCCCACAUCUCCCGUCAUCGACUACUCGCCCGCGACCGUAACCUACGACGAGCGCUUCGAGAACAACUUGAUGCACGCAAUCCUCAAUCCCAGCGACACCCCGUCACGAACCUCUGGAUCGCCUCCUCUAAUCGACCCGACAACCUUGCCAGUCGCGCUUGAUUCCCCUUUGCGCACACAUCGCUCGCCAAUUCCAGGAGUCCUCCUGACGCACGCAAAUGGCUACCACACUGGCGGACCUGGACCCGCGGCCUCGAUCGUGAACGACUUCGCGGAGAAGUUUAUCAAGGAGAACGACAUUCAGGAUGUGGGGCAGCUGGAGCGCGUGGUGGAGGAGAAAAUCAAGGAUCUUAUGGAGGUUGCGACGGAGAGGAUGAGGGAGCGGGAAGAGGCUAUUCGCAAGAAUGAGGAGGUGGAGAAAGAGUUGAAGAAUCUGGAAAUUCAAAGGGACACUGAAAGGAGAGUCGAGGAGAAGUUUAAGAUUGAUAGGGCGAAGAGGAGGGGUGACAAAAUGGAAGAGGAUUGAACAUGAAAGGAUGCGCUGUUUCCUCUGUCGCGAGAGGGCCUGGACAUGGCUUGAUGCUUCGCUCGGUUAUGAAGAACGGUGAUGGUUCGUCUUGUCUUGUGCGCUUGUUCGAAUGGAUUCGUUCGUUAUACGAAGGACAGGGACAGACUGCCACACUCUCUCUGUGCGCCACUCGCCUCUGGGCAAAACAAAAUAUCGCCAACAGGCGUGGCGGGACAUAAAUUUGUCCAACCUUCCCCGCCGCAGCCCUUCGCUCUGUUGGAAAGAGCUAUCAUGCACGUCUCCCAGAACGUGCGUGAAGCACCGAAUGAGUUGAGGGGCUAAGUGCGCCCA
This is a messenger RNA of Aaosphaeria arxii CBS 175.79, 1171 nucleotides long. RefSeq lists its product as uncharacterized. The record is from RefSeq and is a predicted model, not a curated record. The transcript has a single exon. NCBI's taxonomy places the organism in Eukaryota, Fungi, Ascomycota, Dothideomycetes, Pleosporales. Bases 275 to 838 code for a protein of 187 amino acids.